UGUCACUGGUACGAUGGGGUUCUUCGACCUGAACGUCCCCUACGACGCCGCCUCUUCGCCGUCCGGCAAGGCCGACCGCGUCCGCAUCGCCACCAAGGCGAUGGAGCUCGGCUACGACGGCGUCGCCUACAACCGCUCGAUGCGCGGCGUCAUGUCCGAGCGCGACCGCUGCUCCAUCCCGCCCCUCUCCCUCGCCGCGCUCCUCAAGGUCGCCCCCUCGCUCUCCUCGUCCGUCUCCCUCCACCGCGGCCUCCUCGGCCUCCCCCUCGCCUCCGCCUUCCGCCAGUACACGCGCCUCACCGUCCUCGCCGAGACCGUCGCCCAGGCUCAGGUCCUGAACUCCGGGAACCCCGUUCUCAAGACCUACGACCUGGUCGCCGUCAGGCCUUUGAACCAAGCCGUGUUCGAUCACGCUUGUGAGAAAUCCGAGGUAGAUAUAAUUGCAAUUGAUUUCUCGGAGAAGUUGCCCUUUCGCUUGAAGCUCCCCAUGGUUAAAACUGCUAUUGAGCGAGGAGUAUAUUUUGAGAUCUCCUACUCAAGUCUCAUCUCAGACCCUCAGAUGAGGAGACAAGUGAUAUCGACUGCUAAGCUACUGGUGGAUUGGACGCGUGGAAAAAAUCUUAUUAUUACAAGUGCUGCAUCUUCUGUCAAUGAAAUUAGAGGGCCUUGUGAUGUUGCAAAUGUGUUGUCCUUGCUUGGUAUUUCCAUGGAACAAGGGAAAGCUUCUAUCUCCAAGAAUUGUAGGGUUCUUAUUGCAAAUGCUUUAAAGAAGAAGAAAUUCUUCAAGGAGGCCAUCAGAGUUGAGGCCAUGCCAUCAUCCGAAAGAUUAGGCUCUGAGGAACUCUGGUCUGGUGACCUGCUUAAGUGGGAUCCUCUCUCCAGUGGCGAUGGUGAUAUUCUUUUAGAUGACUUAAAAAAGUCCUUCUCUAUAUCAAAUAAAGUGUCCGGAACUGUGAAAGCAAUUGAUUUCAAUUCAAUUAUUAACAGCAUGUCAUCAGAGGGUUUUCAAGUUAAGGAUUUGACAUAUGGAAAUAAGGCAGCUGAACUUUCGUUAGAUCAGAGUAAAACUUUGCAAUGUGCUUCUCGGGUAGUGAGCUCAUUCACCAGGGAUAAUGAGAGUUUAGAGCCUGGAAAGCUUGAUGGAUUGAAUAUACUUUCUAAACAGAAUCAGAGUCCAUUGUUUGGUACAUCCACGCUGCAUCGAAUGCCCAGCAACAAAGUUUCUGAGAAACCAGUUCUGCUGAGUGAAGCUGUUGAUGUUGCAGAAGACAGAGAGGAGAUUGGUUCUAUAAAAGGUGAGAAUUUAUAUACAAAUGCAUUAAAAGGGCAUGUUAACUCAAACCGAGUUGAUAUGGUUAGGUUGGAAUCAUCACAGCCUGCCUCACCUGAUCAAUCUAUUGCAGCCUUAUGGCAUAAAAAUGCUGUAUCUGAGGCGCUGGUGAAGGAUGCUGGUUUACAGACUCCUUGUUGUGAUGAUAGUAAGUUUGUUGUUUCCACUCCAUAUAUAUGGGACACCAUUCUUCCUGCCUCUCUGAAUAGAGGGGUGCCUCAGGGCUUAGACAGCUGUGCAGUGCGGAAUGGUGAUCCUUUGGAAAAAGAUCAAGAGUCUCAGGAUUCAAAAAGUGCAGAGGCAUUUUCUGGUAUACAUUGUGCUACAGAUGAAAAAACAAUGGAGAGUCUGGAUUUAAGGCCUCGAGAAGAGUUAUGUUUGGUCUCUGAUAAUUUACUUUCUUGUGAAGAUGUAUCAGGUUCUAGACAAGUAAGGGAACAUACGGAUGAUGCAACCUUAUGUGAAGAAGUAAUGCAUUCUUCAAAAUGUGAUGAUUCUAUUGAAUUAAAUGAUGAAUCAGAAAGUGACGAGUCACUGGAGGGGGUUGCUGUGGAACCUCAGACACUUGAGCAAGGGGAUGCAGGAAUUUCUCAGCCUAAUUUGAAUUUAAUGUCAUCAGAUGAAGGCAGAACAAGGCGGAAGUUGCGUUAUCGAUCUGUUGCUUUUCCGCUCAAGCGCUUGUUGAGUCCUGUUCUUUUCAAAAAGAAAGCUCGAAAACAUCGGAGAAAGUUUUGAAACUCUUAGCAGACUAGCAUGGCAAAGAUGAUAAGCUUCGUUUUGGAGGGCUAUUGGCAGAAAGAGCUGGCACAUGUUAAAGAUGGCAUAUUAUGUCUACACUGUUUCAUUACAAUUAAGAUUAUCAUUUUACUUUUUGCCAUGUUUCAGUAUAUGAGGGGGGUAAAUUACCAGCAGAAGCUUUGCGGCUUUGCCUAUUUUUCGCUGCAUCUUUGUGUGUUGGUUUUGGCAAUUUUACGUAUUGUUAACAUUAUUUUUUGGAUACUGGAGUUUCAUUACAAUUUCUGAAGAUAGAAAGAAUUGAGAGUUCUUUGCC
Molecule: messenger RNA, 2381 nt
Organism: Eucalyptus grandis
Lineage: Eukaryota; Viridiplantae; Streptophyta; Magnoliopsida; Myrtales; Myrtaceae
Product: protein GAMETOPHYTE DEFECTIVE 1
Exons: 6
Coding region: 14-2065 (683 amino acids)
Biological process (GO): tRNA processing
Cellular component (GO): nucleolar ribonuclease P complex
Molecular function (GO): RNA binding
Source: RefSeq, a predicted model, not a curated record